AUGCUCACCCUUCCUGUUGUACUACCAAUCAUCAUAAGAGCUAAUAUUCGGAAAAUGAGAUCUUUUUCUACUGGUACAAACAGACUCGAAGAAUUCAGAGAUUGGAAGAACCUAACACAAAACGACAAAAAGAAAUUUAUCCAGGAGUACGUUGAUCUAUACAAAGAAACUCAUCCAUGCAGCAAGAGUAAUGUCAUGUACAGAUCCUUGGCGGAGGGUAUGGAUGAAUACGACGAUACUCCCUACGUAUUCGGGGUUGUUUAUAAUGAAAUCAGAGCUGUCGCUCAGGGCAAGUCAAAAGAUAACGUUAGUGGUCAAGGAAUUAUGGGAGAUCCUGCCUUCAAAAGACUGCUGCUUAAAUAA
Messenger RNA from Zygotorulaspora mrakii, 363 nucleotides. RefSeq lists its product as uncharacterized. NCBI's taxonomy places the organism in Eukaryota, Fungi, Ascomycota, Saccharomycetes, Saccharomycetales, Saccharomycetaceae. The record is from RefSeq and is a predicted model, not a curated record. The transcript has a single exon. Bases 1 to 363 code for a protein of 120 amino acids.